AUGUUACAGUCUGCAGCUACACAGACUGCUCCAGUCCAACCAGUGUCGGAAUUCCUGGAAGCUACGCCGGCAUCACCAUCCACUUCCUUCUCUGUGGCCAGCCAAGUGCAAGACAACACAGCAGAAAGUGUAGACAUGGACGCUCCCAACAGUGCGCCGGCGUAUGGAGAUGAUCCUGAAGAUGGUUCUGAUCUGGAGAGUAGAGCUGUCCAGGGGGUCGGAGAUGUCCAAGACGAUGGAGCUGUAAAGGAAUGUCAAAAGAGACCUCUACAUCAUGCUGUGAAGUGUCUGUGGUGUAGUAUAAAUGUGGGGCUCUUGCUAUCCAGCGGUGCAGACCCAUACGCAAGGGAUGAGUGUCAAAAGACACCUCUACAUCAUGCUGCGGCGCGUUGGGGGUGUGGUAGAAGAGUGGAGCUUUUGCUAUCCAGGGGUGCAGACCCAAACGCAAGGGAUGAGUGUCAAAAGACACCUCUACAUUAUGCUGCGGAGAAUGGCUUUGAUAGCCGAGGUAUGGAGCUGUUGCUUUCCAGCGGUGCAGACCCAAACGCAAGGGAUGAAUGUCAAAAGACGCCUCUACAUUAUGCUGCGCAGAGUGUCUUUGAUAGCCGAGGUAUGAAGCUGUUGCUAUCCAGCGGUGUAGACCUAAACGCAAGGGAUGAGUGUCAAAAGACGCCCCUACAUUAUGCUGCGCAGAAUGGCUUUUGUAGCAGAAGUGUUGAACUGUUGCUAUCCAGCGGUGCAGACCCAUACGCAAGGGAUGAGUGUCAAAAGACGCCCCUACAUUAUGCUGCGCAGAAUGGCUUUUGUAGCAGAAGUGUUGAACUGUUGCUAUCCAGCGGUGCAGACCCAUACGCAAGGGAUGAGUGUCGAAAGACGCCUCUAUAUUAUGCUGCGCAGAGUGGCUGUGGUGUCAGAUAUGUGGAGCUGUUGCUAUCCAGCGGUGUAGACCCAUACGCAAGGGAUGAGUGUCGAAAGACGCCUCAAAAUUAUGCUGCGGAGAGUGACAAGCCGGGCAGAGGUGUGAAGCUCUUGCUAUCCAGCGGUGCAGACCUAAACGCAAGGGAUGAGUGUCAAAGGACUCCACUACAUUGUGCUGUGGGGAAGGACUUGUUCGGCGGGGAUGUGGAGCUGUUGGUAUCCAGCGGUGCAGACCCAAACGCAAGGGAUGAGGUAUUCCCGGCACCUGCUUCACAACUGGCAUUCCUGUUCCAAGGAUGUUUGGGGAUGAUCCCUGAAAUGGGCCACUCAGAUCCAUUGAUUUUGCGGACGCGGCUGCUUUCCUUGUACCACUCUGCUAGUAGACGGCACAUCCCAACCCGACUCCUGCAGGAGAUAGAAGAAAUAGGAGUCUGGUUUGAAACCACAUGGCUGUGUCGCAACCUUUGGAACAAGGUUGGCGAUAAGUUCAUCCGAAGGGUCUGCAGGUGCAUACAAAUGAUUGCAAUGGAAGUGCACUACCAGCAGGUACAGAAGCGGGCACAGCGCACAGCGCUAGCAAUCACCGAUGCCUCGACUACGUCUUCUCACAGCUCUCUUGCAAAGAGGCGGCACACAAAAGGAGGCGGCGGUGGUGGUUUGAAAGGCGGAGGGGCGUAUGGCCUUGGUCACAGCGAGGCAUGGACGAUGUUCUUGACCGCUCGUGAUGGUUUCAUAGGUUACCAUGUCCCCGUUUCUGCUUCGCUUGCCCUGGGCAGGCAAGCGAAGCUUCUGUAAGCGUUCACCGCUUACAGAACUAAUCGCUCACCAAGGGUGUGUGUGGGUGUGGGUGUCUGUGCUAAGCUUUGCGAACAUGAGCAUGCACACAUCAACACACACACACACGCACACACACACACGCACACACACACACACACACACACACACACACACACACACGUCCACACACUGUACAGUUAUCAUGCAUACGUGUGUCGCAAGAGCAGCUUGCUAAUCUGCACUGAAUGUGCGCCAAUAGAUUUCUUCUUAUAGCUACGAUACUGGACAAAUCUGUAUGGAGCAGAUCAAGACUAGCGCUAGAUAACUGCCUAAUCCCUACAAGUUGACCGCUUUGAGUGCAUCUGUAAUCAUCGCUCUGUCAUGUACGUGCAUGCAUUGCUCUUCUAAGUAUGCAUUGUUCGCGUAUGUGUGCACCUCUCCUGUAUGUAUGCUGUACCAUGCUGAUGCGUACUCAGCUGGUCCAUGGGUGCUCUGCUCCGCUUCGCUGUGUAUGUAUCGCUAUUUCAUGCAUGUAUCGCUAUUCCAUGUAUGUAUCAUUAUUCCAUGUAUGUAUCGUUAUUCCAAUUGCUAUUCUAUGCAUACAUCGCUGCUCAUGUAUAUCGGCUAGCAAGCCUUGAUUGCCCUGGUGGUUCUGUGCAUGCAUCGCUAUUAAUUUCAUGUAUGCAUGGCUAUUCAUGCAUGUGUCGUUAUUCCGUUUAUGCUUCGCCAUUCACGUGUGCCCGUGUAUUCCAUAAUAGACGAGAGAGUGACUCGUACGUAUUGCAAUUUUUUUUUAAAGCAUGCGUCGCCAUUCCUGUUUGCAUCGCUAUUCAAUGUAUGCGCCGCUGGUAUGCACCGCGGUCUCACAUAUGCAUGAGCAUCUCGUGUUAUGCAUGACUGUCACGUGACGAACAUGAUACAUGUACAAUGUACAUGUAGAUUUUUUACCGUGCAUACGCGUACGAGAAGUUGAAGUAGUAUAAUCAUGGUGUUAUAAAAUCUCUAUUUUGUUAGGAUCACAUCACGCAUACUUGAGUACUUCCCUGGUUUCAGUUUUUCAGCUGUUCCAAAUGCCAUGAUUCAUGAAAUCCAUUUCUUUUCUAUUUCGGCUCUCAUACCCGCUGGGCCACGCCGGAUACUGAGUACCGUGUUGGUCGGUGGUGGUGGUGGUGUGGCUGGCUUGUGUUUGGCGGCGCGUACGCCAGCAGCACCACCUCUGCUGCCGCCGCCACUGUCUCCGUACUACCUUCCCGCCGUACGCGCGUCUGCAUGCCCUGCUUCUUCUCCUGCUGCUGCUGCUGGUGGUGCCCGGGCGGCGCUUGUGCGGGCUGGUGGGCCAGGCAUGCUGUUACCCGGCUUAUGCCCCCCCCCCCCCCCCCCGCUUCCCCCUCCCUCUCUCAUUUGAUGGACUUGACUUUGUGUGCAUGAUUUUUUGGCGCUACAUGUCUGCCCAGCUUCCUGUGCCAGCCUAGACAUGCUAGCAUGUUCCUGCUGAGCUCCUUCUUAUUGCCUUGUUUUGCUUUUUGCCUAUUUUUACUGCGCAAGCAUGGUUUUUUCUUCUUUCCUACAUAGCAUAUUUUUGUCACAUAGAACCGGUUGCCCUUGCUCGUAAAAAUUAAUUACGUUUGCCACGAGAA
Molecule: messenger RNA, 3332 nt
Organism: Sycon ciliatum
Lineage: Eukaryota; Metazoa; Porifera; Calcarea; Leucosolenida; Sycettidae
Product: serine/threonine-protein phosphatase 6 regulatory ankyrin repeat subunit A-like
Exons: 13
Coding region: 1-1713 (570 amino acids)
Molecular function (GO): protein binding
Source: RefSeq, a predicted model, not a curated record